AUGAUUAGAAAGUCUAACACUUUAUAAAUAGAAAGAAAUCGGGCUUCAAGUGAGAAUUUGCUUUCUCCUAAAGAAGAAUCUAUAAAAUUUAUAUUAGAAAGUCCUAAUUCAAAAGAAUUUAAGUAAUCAAACAGAAUGAACAAGUCAUCACUACUUGAAAUAAAAAUGUAUUUUUAAUAUAUAAUAUGAUUUAGAUCAAGAAAAAUAGCAUAAGAAUAAUAAAUAAAACGAUUAAAUAAUAAAAGAAGAUUGAUUAGGGCAUUUAGAAAAGUAUAUUUGAUAAAUAUGUUUCUUUCAAUUGCUAAAUAAAUGGACUCUAAAAAGUUAUAAGGAAAUCAUAAAAAAAAAAUUGAUAAAUUACUUCUUUACCCAGUAAAAAUGUAAGAUGUAUUUUAGUUAAGGAGGAUCGGUUUAAAAAGAUAUGGGAUAUUUUUAUGUUAAUUGUUUUAGUUUAUAGUUCUUUUUAUAUUCCAUUUAUGGCAGCUUUUGAGGAUGAUGAAAAUGUAUACAAUGUAAAUAAAUGGAUAUUUUCAAUAAUAUUUUGUAUUCAUUAUUUAUAUUCAUAGCUUUUGAUAUAAUUAUUUUAAUGAGACUAUGUUAUUAUGAUGAUAAUAACUAUUUAGUUUAAGAUUCUAUUUUGAUAGCAAAUAAUUAUUUGUUUGGUUGGUUUAUAAUUGAUUUCAUUUCAGUAAUUCCUUUAUAGUAUUGUCAAUUAAUUAAGGUAUUUAGAAUAAAAAGAGUUUAAUAAAUUGUUAGCGCUUCUUCUUUAAAUUAAAAUAGGAUGUAAUGUUAUUGAAUAAUUAAUAAAAUAGUUUAGAUUCUAUGUAUAAUUUUUUGGAUAUGAAAUAAGCAACUUUAUUUUAAAUUUUAUUUUUUAGUAUAAUUGGAUUUCAUUACUCAACAUGUCUAUGGGCUUUAUCAAGAUAAUGGUCAAAUCAUGAAGUUCCUAGCUAUUUAGAUGCAAUUUAUUGGUCAAUGUAAACCUUAUCAACAACUGGAUAUGGAGAUAUAACUCCUUCCAGUAUGCUUGAAUAUAUAAGUACAAUAUUUUGCACACUUUGUGGAGGUAUAUUUAUGAGUUUAGUUAUUGGUAAUUUAAGUGGUAUUCUAGCUGAUAUGGAUACUGAAACUUAAUAUAAUAAAAUUUUAAAUGACAUUAAAGUUUUAUUUAAUUUAGUAACUAUUCUACCUGAUUAUAAAUAAGAAAUCUUGAAUUUCAUUUUUACUAAUCAUAAAUACAAUCAAAGUUGGUCAUUAAAUUAAUAAGAAUGGUUUAAAAACCUUCCUUAGAAUAUAUAAAAUAAAAUUUUAUUAGCUGUAGCAAAAAAGGAAUUGUUGAGUAUCUCUUUAUUUAGAACAUCUAUUCCUUUUUCAUUAAAAGUAAUUAGACAUAUAAGUCUAAUGAAGGCAAAAGCUGGAUAAUUGAUUUGGUUAAAAGGAGAUCCUGUAGAUGAAAUCUUUUUUCUAAUUGAAGGCAUCGUUUAAUAUAGAAAUUAAUUUGGUAAAGAACUCCUUGAAAUUUAAGCAGGUUCUAUAUUUGGAGAAUAAGAAUAUUUUAAUAGAAAAUAAAUUAUAUUAAGAUAAUAACAGCGUAAAUAGUAUGCAAUAGCAAAAUAGAAUUGUUAUUUUUUAAUAGUUCAUAAUUCUCGUUUUUUUUAAUAUCUAAAAGAAUUUCCAGCCUUAUAAAAAUAUUUAUAAAUGUUUGCAGAACAUAGAUUAGAUGAUAUUCUGAUUAGAUAAAAAUAAUAUGAAAUUGAAGCAGAAAAAGAGAGAAUUAGUGCUUAGAAAUUAGAAUUAAUUAAAUCUGCAAAUAGAAUAGAAGUAAGAGAAUACAAAGGAAUCAUGAAACAUAAAUAAAGCAUCAUUUAUGAUACUAGAUAAAGUAACACUGAAAGCAUUUUAGAAAAAAUAUUAAAAAAUAGAGUAACAAAGUUAAAAUUGUUGAUGGAAAGAUUUAGAAAAGUUGUUUAAAUGAUAAUAUUUGCCAAUAGAACUUUAGAUAAAUAAUAUUUAUCAACAUCAAUUCAAAAUUCAUAGUCUAAUCUUUAUACAAGAAAGCUUAAAUCUAAUAAAGUUUUACCUAUUGAUAUCUUUUUAAAAAUAAAAUAAAGUGAAAUUAAAAUUAAAGAAUUUAAAAAAAUUUCAUUAGAAAAAAGAAAUUAAUUUAAAAAAGCUUUUGAAGUAUUAUGCUAAGAUAAAAAUAAUUUAAUCAGAUAAUCAUCAAGAAAUAAUAGUGAAGUACGUCAAGGAAAAAAGAAAAGUGUUUUAUUAAUUCGUACUUCAUCCCAAAAAUUAGAUGAAUUUUUUGCUUAAAUGAAAAUUUUAGAGAGGAAUCUUAAUUUAGCCUAAUGGGCAAUCUUCUAAAGUUAAAAAGAUUUAGAGAAGGAAUUACAAUGUAUAAGUAGAUUAUUUGAAAUAUAAGAUUUCUCAAAAUUAAUUUGA
Messenger RNA from Paramecium sonneborni, 2442 nucleotides. The record is from the annotation of a GenBank genome assembly. Lineage: Eukaryota; Ciliophora; Oligohymenophorea; Peniculida; Parameciidae.